Messenger RNA from Podarcis raffonei (Aeolian wall lizard), 2124 nucleotides. Its product is annotated as free fatty acid receptor 2-like. Gene Ontology annotation, cellular component: plasma membrane. Gene Ontology annotation, molecular function: G protein-coupled receptor activity. Gene Ontology annotation, biological process: G protein-coupled receptor signaling pathway; cellular response to fatty acid. The record is from RefSeq and is a predicted model, not a curated record. The transcript is spliced from 2 exons. Lineage: Eukaryota; Metazoa; Chordata; Lepidosauria; Squamata; Lacertidae. The coding region runs from base 512 to 1540 and encodes 342 amino acids.
CGGAGAAGAAGGUGGGAUAUAAAUGCAAACCACAAGAAGAAGAACUUUGUAUAGAUUUCCCCUCAAUGGUCGGGUUACAGUGCGGAGAAAUAAGGCUGGACUCUUGAAUCUAGAGGCAUCAUUGAUUCUAAAAAGUAGAUUACAAAGGCUGUGGGUGGCACCCUCUGCGUGCAGCUGAAAUUGGAUUCCUCCUCCGCCUCUUUUCUCCAUCCAAGAGUUUGUUUCCCGGUUUUGAAACCAAGAAGUAAAUCCCCUUGUGUUACAAGAGGAGACAGGUCAGUUUCCUGCUGCUGCUGCGCCUGUUGGGCUUCUUCUGGCAAAUGAUCACGAGUGCUUCUACUGCACCAGGCAGGCUGCUUUCCUCUCUCCUUCAGGGUGUGGGAGCCAAGCAAAGCCUUUCGACUCCUGCGAGGGCAGAAGGUGGCUGGAUCCAUCGUGGGAGAAACCCUCGUCCAUCGGUGGAGAAGACAGGCAGAGCAAAGUCUGAGCUUGUAGAGGAGGGACUGAAAGGAUGUCGUUAUACAAUGCCAUGGUCCUUGCCGUCUACAUCUUUGCCUUCCUGGCUGGCCUCCCAGCCAACCUCCUGGCCUUCUACACAUUCCAAGCCAAGGUGCGCCAGAAGGCAACCCCAAUAGAAAUCCUCUUGUUCAACUUGACUGUGUCUGAUGUCAUCCUGCUCCUCUUUCUGCCCUUCAAGAUGGUGGAGGCCGCUUCGGACAUGACAUGGCCUCUCCCCAUGUUCCUUUGCCCUCUCACCAACUUCUGUUACUACAGCAGCAUCUACAUCAGCACCCUGUUCCUCAUGGCCAUCAGCGUGGAGCGCUACCUGGGCGUUGCCUAUCCUAUCAGGUACAAGUUGAACCGGAGACCAAUGUAUGCAGUGUUUGCCAGCAUCUUGUUCUGGUUCCUCGCUUGCUCCCACUGCAGCAUUGUCUACAUCGUGGAACUCGCUUUGCCAGGUCAUAAUAACGAAACCAUCUCCAACUCUGCCAACACCUCCAAAUGUUAUGAGAGUUUCUCCCCCAACCAGCUCCACAUCCUCCUCCCUGUCCGCCUGGAGCUCUGCAUCACCCUCUUCUUCCUCCCUUUCCUCAUCACCCUUUUUUGCUAUGUCAACUUAGUCCGCAUCCUAACCUCCUUGCCUAACAUCCAUGCCCGCAGGAAGCAACGGGCUGUGGGGCUUGCUGUGGCUACUUUGCUCAACUUUGCGGUCUGCUUUGCUCCCUACAACAUUUCCCACAUUGUGGGCUUCAUCCAGAAUGAGAGUCCUUCCUGGAGGGUGUAUGCGUUGCUCCUUAGCACCCUCAACGCUUCCAUGGACCCAGCAAUCUUCUAUUUCUCCUCCACUGCCAUCCAACAAACCUUUGCCAAAUGUUUUUCCGGCCUGGGACGCAAGUUCCAUGCCAUCAUGCCAUGGUGUUAUCAGUUUUGUGGGUUCUGCUGUGACAUCGAGAUAGACCACAGUGGGGUUGAUAAAUCUUCUAUUUCUAUUUCUAACCUGGGCGAGCUGCCUUCUGAAAGGAUCGUGAGGGGCUGGUAGCCUGCUUUGUCCAUACUUUGGGACUUGGAAUGAAAGAGGAUGUCCAUAUGGAGAAAUGAAGGACCUUCUUUUCUGUGCCUCUCAGCAGACUUUUGCAAACUCCACCAAGUUUCAGCCUCUAAUACAUAUGGAAGGUCAGCAUAGAGUUUCUCCACAGAUGACUGAAAGGCUUAUUGGAAGCAAUGGUUGGCCUAUGUGAUGUGCUUCAGAGGACUAAAUGAAGCAUUUUGGCUUGCCUGGGGGUAAAGAUGUGUGGUCAACACCACAGAAGGAACCUUCUGUUGGUUCAUGAAUCACUCCACCUCCCAGUUGCCAGAGAAGGAGCUGAGAGAGAAGCUACCUCUUCCGAACUCCCCCUUUUGACAGGGGAACCUUAGUUCUGGUGGCCAAUGGUGGCCCACACUGCCUCUGCCUAGUCCUUGGAACUAUGCAGGCCACACCCAUCACUGGUCUUGCUCUGCUCCCUCCUAUAGCCAUUUUAUGUGACUGGAAUGUGUGAUAAUACCUUGUUUCCCUAGCUGGAGGAUGGAGAAGGACUAAUUUGUUUUAAACCAUUUUGAAUGUUGUGUUUUAAAUGGUUGUGA